Hemisphaericaspora subhashii is the source of this 1188-nucleotide messenger RNA. RefSeq lists its product as uncharacterized. The coding region runs from base 1 to 1188 and encodes 395 amino acids. The transcript has 2 exons. The record is from RefSeq and is a predicted model, not a curated record. Gene Ontology annotation, cellular component: nucleolus. Lineage: Eukaryota; Fungi; Ascomycota; Pichiomycetes; Serinales; Debaryomycetaceae. Gene Ontology annotation, molecular function: 5S rRNA binding. Gene Ontology annotation, biological process: rRNA processing; ribosomal large subunit assembly.
AUGUCGUCUGAAACUAACAGAGCAUCAAAACCUCAACCUUCCAGAAAGGGAAGAAAAGCAUGGAGGAAGAAUAUCGAUAUCCAAGAUGUCGAAUCCGGAUUACAAACUGCCCGAGAGAAGGAAAUCUUAUUAGGGACAAAUCAUACCGAAGAUUUUAUUAUUGAUGAAACCCCAACUGAAGCAAGAAAGUCCACAGCUAAGAAAUUAAAAACUCAUGAGAUCUUGACUAAUAAAUCCAAGAUUCCCGCUUUGUUGGUUAAAUUAUCAGGAGGGAAAUAUAAGAAUGAAUCCCGGACUCUUGCACGUAUUGAAAAAGACGGGUUGAUUAAUGUUUCUAAUAAAGAUAUCUGGGAUGAACCAGAAGUACCAGAACAACAACCAGAAGACAAAUUACCUGAAGAAUUCACAUCAACUGCAGAAGUCACCCGUGCGACCGUUGUCCCCAAGACAUUAAAAAAGGCGCCCAUAAAGAUUACUGAGAAUGAUUUGACUGAGAAGGUGGUACAUGCUGGGAAAUCAUAUAAUCCAUCUUUGGAAUCUUGGAAAGAUUUGAUAAAUAAGGAAUAUGAUGUUGAAUAUAAACGUGAAUUAACUAGACAACAAAUGGAAGAACAUAGAGAGAAGAUUAAGGCUUUGACUCAGACACUUGAUGAUAAUAUGUUGUCUGAUAGUGAUGAUGAAGAAGAAGAAGAAGAAGUAGCUAAAGUUGAAGAAAAUGAUGAAGAGGGUGAAGAUUUCAAAUUGUCGAUAAAUAAACCGACUGUUGUUAAGAUCAAGACGAAGACUAAAAGAAAUAGAGAAGCUAAACAUAAAAAGAGGGUAGAAUUAGAACAGAAUUUGAAGGAUUUAAAGAAACAAUUAAAGGAUUUGUCCAACUUGGAUGAAUUGUUACAAAAGCAACAAAAGGAAGAAGAAGAAGACGCAAAGAAAGAAGAACCAGCUACAAAGAAACAAAAGAAGGAUAAGAAAUUGUUUAAAUAUAACCCAGUUCAACGUGCUUUAGAAGUGAAAUUAUCUCAUGAAUUAACUAAUAAUUUGAAAAACUUAAAACCGGAAGGAAAUUUAUUUUAUGAUCAAAUGUUAAGUUUACAAUCAAGUGGGAAGAUUGAAGCAAGAGUUCCAGUUGCAAAGAAAAAGAAAUACACACCUAAAGUUACUGAAAAAUGGACCUAUAAAGAUUUUAAAUAG